AUGGAACGGCUUCCGACUCGGCCACAGUAUUCGGGGCGGUGGUCAAGGCCUGCCAACCACCUUGCCUAUAUUGUUGAAGAUGAGGCAUCCCUCGAAGGAGUAAAAGUACAGUUAAAGGACGGCCGUUUGCGACUCAAGCUACCUCGACAAUUGCGCAACGUCCGCCUCCACGUAUGGAACAGCCCAACACCUCCUAAUUUAUCGCUCUGUAUGGGUCAUCCGAAAAAGAUAAUGCCAAUACAGCGCUUUAAUGUUGUUGAGUUGAGUGAAAUACGAGGGAUCACAUUCUAUCUCGAUACUACCGUUGUGUUGGCUAUGCAUAUCCACCUCACGGAGCAAGAAUCCACCCUUUGGACAGAUAAAGCUGUCUUGGAAGAGAAACGUCCUGAUGUUGUCUUUUCGGAGCCUCUUCGGGUGUAUCUGCCUUUACCAAAGGGUGACCGGAUAACCUACCUCGGCGCCAAUGGAUCAGAUGAUCGUUUAAAUGUCAUCUUUGUGAGAAUGGAAAAGGCCGGUGAUAUCACUAUUGGACAGCGUCAACCAAACUGCAGUGAAGACAAGGUUUUAGCAUUGCAGAACCCCGUCUCGUUGGUUUACUGCGAGCCUAACAAAAGAGAGAUGUUACCCUUCUUUGGUGCAUAUCAAGCAUCCCCAGCAACUUUCGACGUCGCCAGCCGCCCGAUAUUCGCUGACCCUGGUGCAAACCAGAUGGGCCAAUUCACUUAUUACUCUUGGGCCAGUUUGGAUGGAGUUUCCUCUGUUGUGAUAUUUUACGAGGGUGAUUUAGACUUUUGCCGAGGCCUCAUGUUCUACUAUGAGAAUGGUGCCCGUCGUACAGUCGGAGACUGUCGUGUACAGAUGGAUCGGGAAGCGACCGUGGACAAACCAACUCAAAUCUGUUACAGAACCAAGAUUCCGGAGAUUGGAAAUUACGAAAAUGGAAUAGGAACGGUGUGCAAAUUACGGGUGGAGUUUGAGCAUCACAAUGGACAUGAUGAUGAACGCUGGCACUGUCUUCCUUUCAGGGGAAUCAUACGAUUUUGGAUUGCAGGAGGAUUCUCGUGGCUGUCUGUCGAGCAAUAA
Trichoderma breve is the source of this 1083-nucleotide messenger RNA. RefSeq lists its product as uncharacterized. The transcript has 2 exons. Lineage: Eukaryota; Fungi; Ascomycota; Sordariomycetes; Hypocreales; Hypocreaceae. The record is from RefSeq and is a predicted model, not a curated record. Bases 1 to 1083 code for a protein of 360 amino acids.